CGGGUAUAUAUGAGGGUGACUCGGGGCGGAGGGCACCAGCCUUGAUCGCGACUCGCCGCCCUUGCAGUUGCUGCUGCUGCUGGAGGAACGGAGCCGGGCGCAGAUUCCCCGUGACACCCGGAGAGACCUAGAGCUGCAGGUGCCAUGUCCGACCCAGGAGACAGCCGUCCGGUGCCGCGUAACAGCAAGGUGUGCCGCCGCCUCUUCGGGCCCGUGGACAGCGAGCAGCUCCGCCAGGACUGCGACGCCCUCAUGGCCGGCUGCCUGCAGGAGGCCCGCGAGCGCUGGAACUUCGACUUUGCCACCGAGACCCCGCUGGAGGGCAACUUCGCCUGGGAGCGUGUGCGGGGCCUGGGCCUGCCCAAGCUCUACCUGAGCCCCGGACCCCGGGGUGGCCGCGAUGACCUCGGAGGGAGCAAGCAGCCCGCCACCUCCUCCGCCCUGCUGCAGGGGGCAGCCCAGGACGACCACGUGGCCCUGUCGCUGUCCUGCACCCUGGUGCCUCGCUCCCCACAGAGGCCUGAAGACUCUCCUGGUGGGCCCGGGACCUCUCAGGGCCGAAAACGGCGACAGACCAGCAUGACAGAUUUCUACCACUCCAAGCGCCGGCUGGUCUUCUCCAAGAGGAAGCCCUAACCACUCUCCGUGCAGGGGGCCCCAGCGCCCUCUCCCCAUAUUCUGCCUUGGCCCUUCCUUCACUCUGUGCGUCUUAAUUAUUAUUUGUGUUUUAAUUUAAACUCCUCCUGUAUAUACCUUGCCUGCCCUCCUCCCCCAGCCUCUGACCUUAGACUUAUUUAAAACCCUAAGUUAGACGGUAGGAACGAUAGCUCCCUCAGUGCUGGGGAGGGUUAUUCUAUGGAAUAUUAUUUAAAGCCUUCUCAUCCUAGGCUCUCUGCUUCCUCUCCAGGAGGGAAGUUGGCUCCCUGGAGGGAACAUGGAGUGGGAAGGGCUGGCUUCAGGCCGUGCCUUCCUCCACCCCACCCUCUGGGUGGUACUGUCCCCAAGGGGCCUGGCUCCCUGCCUCUGCUCUGUCUCAUGGGUGUAACCCUCAGACUUGAGUUCCUGGUGAUUGGACAAGUAAAUAGCACUUUGAAAGGGGCCCAGCCCAAUGGGAGCCUCAUCAUCAACAAAUCUGAGGGUCCCCUCACCACCUCUAAGGUUGGCCAGGGCGACCGCGAAGUGGACACGACUUAGAAUAGGGGUGUGGUCUUAGCUCUAAGGUAAGGACCUAAUUCUAAUGUCUGGGCCCUUGACACCCACUUAGUCCUGUGAGGGCAGGGGAAGGUUCGGCCCUGGAGCCCACCUGCUACCCUGUGGACAGCCUGCCUCAGGUAGACACCUGUCCCCUCAACUCCCAAAGGACUUGGAAGGGAAGGGACAGGACGCAUGAAGUAGGGGUCUCUAGUUCUCUCUCAGGCAGCUGGAGCAGCAACUGCUGUCCCCUUUUUGUUCUGGGGAGGGGUCCUGGGUGGUGGGUUGGGCCUCCCUGAGCAGUGAGCCCUAACUGUGUUAGGAGUGUGGGGGGGCAUGGAUUUUUCUGGGAUGGAGACCACCCCCCUCUAGCCCCCUGGAAUUCCUCAGCGCCCUUCCUGUUUCUUUGCACUUUGAGUAGCAGCUGAACAAGAGUCAGGUCAAGAUGGUGCCCAGGGGUCGAGUGGGCCGACAGGGGACUGGAAGUGGUGGCUGGCUCUUUCCCCUGCACUGAUGAGCCCCUGGGGACAUCGAAGCACUUAGUGGGUCUGACCCCAAACGCCCUCCAGUUCCUGACACAUCCUGGCCUGGACUGUUCUCCCAAGAACACGUGUCCUAUGUGUCCUACCCCCCCCCCAGCUGUCGCCACCUAAGACUGUAAAUUCUUCAAGAGCAGGGACCACGCCCUUCUCUUUCCCCGUCCUUCACAACCCCACCCAAUGCUGGGUACAUAGCAGGUGCUCAAUAAAUAUAUCUUUAUAACCUCA
Molecule: messenger RNA, 1958 nt
Organism: Jaculus jaculus (lesser Egyptian jerboa)
Lineage: Eukaryota; Metazoa; Chordata; Mammalia; Rodentia; Dipodidae
Gene: Cdkn1a
Product: cyclin dependent kinase inhibitor 1A
Exons: 3
Coding region: 145-636 (163 amino acids)
Biological process (GO): regulation of mitotic cell cycle; signal transduction by p53 class mediator
Cellular component (GO): nucleus
Molecular function (GO): cyclin-dependent protein serine/threonine kinase inhibitor activity
Source: RefSeq, a predicted model, not a curated record